AUGGCUGAAUCAGACUCGAUCUGGAUGUACAAUCCAUCCUUUGCCCUCGCCAUCCUCGGAACCGUCGCCUAUGGAAUUAUCUUCAUCAUAACCUCUUACCAAACACUCAUCAAGUACCGGGCAUGGUACUUUGUUGUGGUUCCAAUUGGUGCAACCGUUGAACUUGGGGCGUACAUUUUUCGAGCAUAUUCAGUCCAAAGCCAGUCGGCGUUGACCCCUUUUAUCAUAACUCUCUCCCUCACCGUUCUCGCACCAAUCUUCAUCGCGGCAGGGAACUACCUCCUCAUCAGCCGUCUCAUCAUAUCCGUCCUGCCACCGUCGAACCACCGCAUCCUCAAGAUACCUGGGCGACAUCUUACACCGAUUUUCGUAGUCUGCGACGUUAUCGCCUUUUCAGUCCAGGGUGCCGGUUCAGCAAUCGCAAGCACGGAUGAAUGGACAGGGGACGGAGAAAGGAUCGGACGACGAGUCUUGAUCGGAGGAUUAGUUUUCCAGCUCAUCGCAUUUGCGGUCUUCCUUUGCUUAUUCCGUAAGUUCCAUGUCCUUGGGAAUCAGCUCGAAGUCGAAGACGCUCCCAAGGGCUGGAAGACUGUAGUCCGAGCUGUGUACAUUUCGAGUGGCUUGAUCAUGGUCCGAUGCAUCUAUCGUGUCUGCGAGUUUGCCGAGGGGAUGAACGGAUAUGCCUUCCGCACCGAAUGGCUCUUUUGGGUCUUUGAGUGUGUACCAAUGAUUGGCGCUAUUGGCAUCUUUUGCAUUUAUCACCCAAGCCGUUACCUGGGAAAGCACGGUGCCCGACGCAAGGCUCUUCAGUCAGAUGAGACCGAGUUGUCUGGCGGAUCGACCACAUUGACCUAA
This is a messenger RNA of Ilyonectria robusta, 855 nucleotides long. Its product is annotated as RTA1 like protein-domain-containing protein. NCBI's taxonomy places the organism in Eukaryota, Fungi, Ascomycota, Sordariomycetes, Hypocreales, Nectriaceae. The transcript is spliced from 3 exons. The coding region runs from base 1 to 855 and encodes 284 amino acids. The record is from RefSeq and is a predicted model, not a curated record. Gene Ontology annotation, cellular component: membrane.